This is a messenger RNA of Lottia gigantea (owl limpet), 1467 nucleotides long. RefSeq lists its product as hypothetical. The record is from RefSeq and is a predicted model, not a curated record. The transcript is spliced from 10 exons. NCBI's taxonomy places the organism in Eukaryota, Metazoa, Mollusca, Gastropoda, Lottiidae. Bases 89 to 1213 code for a protein of 374 amino acids.
AGAAACAGUUCAAGGAAUUUAAGGAAAAUAUGCAUUUAUUGAUAGUUGUGUGAUAAAUAGAAUCUUUCACUCGUCAAGACUCGGAACCAUGGCUACCGAAGACAAAAAGAGUCUCCCAGGACAUACUGAUGAGGCUUACCCUGAGAUCUUCAACAAAAUGAUUCCACAACCAACAGAGAAGAAACAUGGUCAACUUCCAGAGAAUAUUGUUAAACAGUUUUUUGAAAAGGGAUAUGUGGUUGUUGAAGAUUAUUUCCCAAAGGAACUCCUAGAAGAAACAAAGAAAGGUAUUGAAGUAUUAGUAGAUGAUUUGGCUCAGAAACUAUAUAAAGCUGGGAAGAUAAAAAAUCUGUACACUGACGUAGGAUUAUUUCAAAGACUGACUAAAAUAGAAGAAGAAUUUCCUGGUGCUAAUAUACUUCUUCACAAAUCUUCAACUAGUUUUAAGCCUUUUAAAAACAUUUGGGCAUAUGAACCGUUAUUGAAUGCCGUAGAGCAGUUGAUAGGACCAGAAAUAGCUGCUCAUCCUGUUUGGAAUCUGAGAACUAAAACUCCUCAAAAUGAAGCCACUACUGUUCCUUGGCAUCAAGAUGUUGGAUACCUAGAUAAUUCCUCAUAUAAAGUUAUGCAAGCUACAGCAUGGAUACCAUUUUUAGAUGCUACACCUGAGAACGGUUGUAUGCAGGUAGUAGAAAAAGGUCAUAAAACUGGUAAAGUAGCUGAUCAUCAAUGUUGUUAUGGUGGUACAUGGUAUGUUAUGUUAUUUGAAGAUGAGAUGGAGAACAAACUCGAUGUAGAUGUUAAAAGAGAUGUAAGAACAUGCCCUGUGCCGUAUGGUGGUAUGCUCCUUAUUAAUAACGUCAUACCACAUAGAAGUUUAUCAAAUUUAUCUAAUGAUAUCAGAUGGAGUGUUGAUUUACGAUGGCAAAAUCCAAAUUACCCUGCUGGAUUUUAUGGUAUUAAAGAGAGCUUGCUAUUACGAUCACCAAAAUAUCCAAAUUUAAAAGUUGACUGGGACUCGUGGAAUAAUGUGGAUUAUAAAGGUUUGGCAAAGAAAAUGGUAGAGGUUGACAUGCCUGAGAUAACUGGUGAUGCGAACUGGGACGAAGACAUUGAUAAAGAAUUUGAUACAACAAUAACUGGUCCAUGGAUGAAGAAAUGGGAUUUGAUUCAUAUGAACAGACAUACAGAGAAAAUGUUAACAGAGGCGUGAUAAAUAUAGUAUGACCUUCGUAAAUGUAACCUCUUUUUUACUAUCUUACACAUGUUAUCAUUACAUGUGUCCUUCAUAUUUUGAUAAUUUCAAUAUUAUCUUAGAUAAUAUCUUAGAUUCACGUUACCUUCGUUUCACGUUUCAAAAAAUAGCACAAGGUAACAGAACAGUUUUUAGCCCAUUUCUCUAAUAUUCCAAAUCUGUUACAAUUUUGAUAUGUUAUUUGUAUAUGUUGAAUUAAAGGUUUAACUGGU